CCAGACGAGCAUCGAUGUUUAAAAAAAAAGAUAUGCUUUGACACCAGGGAGCAGUUUGGAAUCACUGAAAGCAAGACACAAUUACCUAAGACCAUCCACUUUGACCUCUGUGGAGGAAGAUCAAUUUAAGAAAUUUACUCACAGAGAUGAAGAUGUAAUAGGUCAGAAGAUGUUCUAAAUUAAAGUUACCAGGAAAUUAUUUUUAAAUGAUCCAUUUGAGCUUUGGUAAGUAAUUCAAGUGUAUGAAAGUCUUAGCUACAAACAAGAGGUCAACUGAUUUAGAAUAUGGCCUUUAUUAAAUUACUUUAACUGAGUCGAAAUAGAAUCUGUUCAAAACCAAGACUGGGUUACUAUAACUUCAGCAUCCCAAGUAAAAUCCAAACAAUUUCACCUGGUUUUUUUUUCAUUUUAAACAAUCAACCAAAACUGCUUAAGCAUCGAUGGCUUCUUAGAAACCUUCGAUGCAGCUGCUUGUUGGGAGGUUGGAAAGUUCAAUUUUUUAAAGUCCCCUUGGCUCCUCCAAAAGGAAAUGUGGGAAUCUGGCACCAUGAUGUCAUCCACAAUGCAUAAUGAAUGGAUUGAUAUUUCACAAGAAGUUUUCUAGCCAAGCUCAAUAGCUUCUAGGUAAGUGAUCUCAAUGAGGCACUAAGCUUCAAAGGACAUACUUCUAGAUCACAGAAUAUAUUUAACUGAGAGAUCUUUGUAUAAAGUGUCCUCCUUUUCUUUCAGAACAAGGAAGAGACUGCUGCCAUGUGGUUUUAUCUGGUCAUCCUUAUCUGCUUGUACUAUGCUCUUUGCUGGCACUGGGAGAAGAAAGUGGUCCAAAACCUCCCAGAGAAAUAUGUCUUCAUAACAGGUUGUGAUUCUGGGUUUGGAAACCUACUGGCUAAGCAGCUGGAUCUUCAGGGCUUGCGGGUUCUAGCCUCUUGCCUGACAGAGAAAGGGGCAGAGGAAUUGAAGAGGAAAACUUCAGACAGGCUUGAAACAGUAAUCCUGGAUGUAACCAAGACUGAGAGCAUCACUUCAGCGACUCAGUGGGUGCAGGAACGAGUGGGAGAUAAAGGCCUCUGGGGUUUGGUAAACAAUGCUGGGAUUGGUUUACCCACAUUCCCCAAUGAGUGGCUCAAGAAAAAGGAUUUUGUCAAGAUUUUAGAUGUGAACCUGAUUGGGCUGAUUGAGGUGACCCUCAACAUGCUUCCCAUGGUGAGAAAGGCACAGGGAAGAGUGGUCAAUGUUUCUAGUGUAGCAGGGAGACUAUCAGUCUUCGGUGGAGGAUACUGCAUCUCGAAGUAUGGCGUGGAAGCUUUUUCGGACAGCCUGAGAAGAGAAAUUGCUCCUUUUGGUGUUCAGGUGGCUAUCAUAGAACCAGGCAACUUUAGAACACUCAUCCUCUCUCCCGAUAAUUUGAAUGACAUAACAAAGAAGCUGUGGAGCCAAGUCCCUCUGGAAACGAGAGAAGCCUAUGGAGAACACUACUUCAAAAGUUAUUGCAAAAGUAUGAACUAUUUCUUAUCAAGAGGCAAAAAAAAUUUAUACCCAGUCAUCUGGAGCAUGGAGCAUGCUCUGACAGCAGUCCACCCCAGGACCCACUACGUCGCUGAUUGGGAAGCCAAGUUCAUUCAUAUUCCUCUCUCUUGUUUACCAACUUCCUUACUAGACUUUAUACUUUCCAAAUUUCUUUAUAGAGUCAAACCUGCUCAUGCUGUGUGUUAA
Messenger RNA from Trichosurus vulpecula (common brushtail), 1713 nucleotides. Its product is annotated as retinol dehydrogenase 7-like. The coding region runs from base 751 to 1713 and encodes 320 amino acids. The record is from RefSeq and is a predicted model, not a curated record. The transcript is spliced from 4 exons. Gene Ontology annotation, molecular function: oxidoreductase activity. Lineage: Eukaryota; Metazoa; Chordata; Mammalia; Diprotodontia; Phalangeridae.